AUGAUUUCGGUGGUGCUUCUCGUUGGGUUUUCCAUCUUGAGUUGGUGUGGAGCUUUACUGGUUAAUGUCUCUUCGGCUCCUAAGGAGUCCCACGUUGAACGCCCUGCGCUUCUAUGCAUAGACGUCCAGUCGCCAUUUUCAGAGUUCACCUAUCGAAACGUGAUGCCUGCGAUAGAAGAUGUGAUCCACAGUUUUCAGAUAUCCGGGUGGCCGAUAUAUUGGAAGUAUUGGUAUUUCGCUGGGUGCGGCACUGCCCAAGGGCGAUUCUUCGGCAAAUACGAGUUUCACAACGAAUGCAAAAGUAUGCAGAUGACUUCGAAUUACAGGAUGGAGGGGAACAGUGCCAUCCAUCCGAACAACACGAAUGACUAUCCAACUUUACGAUCGUAUUUGACGUCCGAGUUUACUGCUUUUCAUCCGGAUCUGAUCCGUGAGCUUAGGCACGAGCAAAUUACGAAAGUGUAUCUCGUUGGAGGUUGGUGGGAGCAUUGUAUCACAGCUACCGCCUUGCACGCGAGAUCUUUGGGGUUCGAUGUUGUGAUUGUGGAUUCUGCUGUUGGCGGUUCUUCGGAGCUGAAUCCGACGGCGAAGCAUUUCUUGGGAAAUCUCAGCUUCAAGUUCGAAGACGUCCCUCAGCUUCCUUCGUACAGGCAACCUUUGGGCAAGACGCCUUUGAGUUUCACAGACCUUGCAGAGUCGUCUCACGAUGAGCUCGUAAUUUCCAGUUUCGAGCUCGCAAAUUCGAAGUCGGAACUUGGGAAUUGGAUUGACGGAUGGUUUAUUGCACAUUGGGAUUUGAGUUCGUUCGGUGCCAAGGUUGCUGGGGAUCUCGUACGGUUUCCAUACAAACGCAAGAUACAGACUAUGACACUUGUCAUUUUCGACGCCUGCAACAGCAUAGGCAAUCCAGAGCACAGUAGUUCAGAUUUGCUCGACCUGUUCGUUCACAAAGGGUCAUCCGUCUACCUCGCUGACACGGAGACCUGCACCAUGCUUACUACCUUGAAGGCGUCUGUUGGAGUUGACGUGAUUCAAGAGCUGACGUCCAGUGAUACCCUCCGUGUGUUGCAACGGCGGAUUUCGAAUAAUGUAGAUAAGCAGUGGAACACAGUUGUGUUGGCUGGGAAUCUCGCAGAUGACUCCAUGAUAGCAUUAUCGUAUUGGCUUUUUGAUCGUGAUUAUGAUGUCUUCUUCGUCCACGAUGCAACAUAUUGGAGGGGGGCUGAUUCCGUCUACUCAUCGGCGCAGAAAACUCAAAUUAUGCAGGUCGUUUGCCAUGCUGUGGCGGCAGUCGGUCUAACAUCUGAUUUGUUGAGUUUGGAGGACACACCCCUCCCGCAAUCAGUAAGCUAUCGAAGACGCGUGCGGCGAAUCACCGUUGCCCCCCCUGCUUUUUGGAAACGCCCAUGCGGCCAAGCGUUGGGCCGACGUCUGGCCAAGCCAUUGGAGCAUGUAUUCUCCCAGCCGCUGUGGAAUUCUUUGGGGAUGCACUUGGAAGAGGAAGAGAAAAGAGGAGGAUAG
Molecule: messenger RNA, 1521 nt
Organism: Prorocentrum cordatum
Lineage: Eukaryota; Dinophyceae; Prorocentrales; Prorocentraceae
Source: the annotation of a GenBank genome assembly